This is a messenger RNA of Pocillopora meandrina, 35253 nucleotides long. NCBI's taxonomy places the organism in Eukaryota, Metazoa, Cnidaria, Anthozoa, Scleractinia, Pocilloporidae. The record is from the annotation of a GenBank genome assembly.
AUGGAGUUCAACGACGUUCGUUUCGAGUUCAUAUCAGAAUACACCUUAAAGUCCAUGAAACUGAAAGCAGACAAAUGGGCUAAGUUACAAGGAAACGAUGAAUACAGACAAACUAUUUUGGACUUCUUUGAAAAGCCAGAGAAUAAUAUUCUCGUCAUCUAUCAGAAUAAUGCAGGACAGCUUCAACCAACGUUUGAUUUUCCGUCGGCAAUGAAGGCAAAAGCUGCUUAUUUCUCUAAGAAGGAAAAAGGCAUGAAUGUUGGAAAAGAUAAUUACAAAACAGCUUUAACUUAUGGAGAUUUGUCUUAUUCCCCCUUGGAACAAUUGUCAGCUCUUGUAGACGAGGUUUGUUUUGCAAACUUAGCAAGUGAUUGCAUUUUGGUAGUUCGAUGGAUCGGUCCCUGGGAACCAUGAAACUUACAAAUUAACUUAUUACUUGUUAAGUAACUGGGUUUAAAGCACUAUAUUUUGCAUGCACACUGAAAGAUCCUAGCUUAACCGGGAAAUUUUAGACUCGUGUUUGAGCGCCACAGUUGUUAAUGGUUAUAUUAGAUUGAUUGCACGUCUUGCUCAAAACAGAUACAUUACAGCAUACCGGUAUACAUUUUUCGUAUCUGUAAUUUCAUUUUUACUAUCCUAAUCGAAGAAAACUGUUAUGCACCAAACAUUUCGCAGGUUUUCACGUCGUGAAAAUUUCUCGAUUGUAGUAAAAUAAACUGCGCAACAACUAACCAACCGUGACCAUGAAGUUUACUCCUACCUAACAUGAAACUUGAAAAUAGACAACUGUUCCCAGGAAUAGAAAACUGAGGAUGGAAUUAAGUUUGACCUUUUGUUUUUUUUUUUAAAUGGCAGAAAACUGUGCUCAGUAAAAGUUUUGGGCUGGACUUCAAGCUAAACUUUAAUUUAGUUAAUAAUUAUGUAAAUCCCUAGAGGCUAUCACUUGAGUUAGGGAUUAAUUUCAUUGUUUACAUUGGGUAAGAAAAUUUCUCUUAUUAAUCAAAUGUUUUCUUCGAAAUCUGUCAGAUUUUGGUCCCUUUGCUGUCCAAUUCUCGUAAUCAUGAACAGUGGCCUGCAGUUGUGUCUCAAGAUGUCUUGCGCCAUGUCCAUCAGCUCAAAAGUAAUGUCUUUGUCAUUGCUGGACAAGUGAAAGGAAAGACAUUAUUACCACUUCCAGUAGGUUCAGAGCAGGUCUCUGAUGCUGUGGAAGCUGAAGAAAAGUUAGUCUAUGGAUCAUGUAAUUUUGAUGUUGUUAUAAAUAUUUAGUGCAUUGUUGACUCUGGAUGCUCUUUUUACAUGUAGAUAUAUUUUGUAAUAAGAAUGCAUCCAGGUAAUGCUAUUUUUUACUCCACUUAGUCAAACAAAGGCAUGAUUUUUUUAUCACACAAGCAAAAUCAAAGAAGUGAACUUUAAAGGAAAAAACACACUGAAUUAUUCUAAAUGUAUUCAGCCUCCCAAACCCUCCUCUCCCCCUCCCCCCCCCCUCUUCACCCUUCCUCCACCGAAGUGGUGGUGAAGCUAAUUGUUAGGAUUUGAGUUGUGGAUCCCUUUAACUCCUUGAAAAGAUUAACAUCUAAUUUUGUCCUGAUAAUGUUGACACGUUAUUCAGCAAAUGGGUAAUAAGAAAACUCAAACUUAUCUAAUUCCACAUUCACGUAGUUUAUUUACAGGGAAUAGUGUAGCAGCUAGAGGGAAGAUGUACAAUCGGAUCUUGAAAGUUUUAAAAGGGUUAAGAGUCGCACCCACAGUAUACUCAUAGCACUUGUGAUAAAUAUUUAAAUUCUUACCAUGGCAAACUGAAAAACUACAGAUAACAAGAAGUGUAAGCCAUCCACAAAGAGAAAAUUUCUGCAUAUCCUUCAGUGUCCAAUGGUUUGUUACAUGUUAACAGUGAAAUAUCCAAUCUUUAGUCAACUGGAGCCUGAUAUGUAACUAACCAUUUUGUUUUGUCUUUUUUUUAACUAGGGGUGAACCAUUUGAUCGUGGUUUGGUUCAUUCUAUUGAAUCAGUAAUCAUUGAAUGGACACAUCAGAUACAGAGUGUUCUGAAAAGAAAUUCAGCUCAGCCACUGAUAGAAGGUCGUAAUCCUGGACCACUGGUAGAACUUGACUUCUGGAGAGCUCGUGCCAAUAACUUGGAGUGCAUCUUUGAACAGGUCAGUGCAUUCAAAUCUGAGAAAUGAGGUUUGUAAGAUAAUGGAGACUUGAGGCAAUUACAGAGAGUAAAAUUGCAGCUCUUUUGAUUUUUCUGCUGAUACAUGGAGAUAUAACUAGGCUUUUAGAAAGCAAUAAUUUAUUCUCUGUAAACAAGUGAAGAAAGUAAAUUAAAGUUUUGAGUUUUUUUUUUUAUUAAAAAAAAAUCUCAAUUUGCUUUUUCAUUACCCAUGUAGCUCCAUGAUGUGAAAGUUCGAAGAAUGGCUGAACUGUUGGAAAAAACUCAGAGCAGCUACUUUCCAGCCUUCAAGAAAAUCUAUAAGGAUGUUGUUGCUGGUAAGUAAAUUUUUGCCAAGGUUGCAACUUUUUUUAUAUUUUACAAACCAAACAACUGUUUCAAAGUAAUGCCAUGAGUAGUGCAAGGUACUUAUCAGUACUUAGUAAUUUUGUUAACUUUUUUGUUUUUCUUAGCCCUUGAAGAAGCCAGAGACAUCAACAUUCACCUGAAGCCUUUGCGUCGCCUGCUCGAUGACAUGGAGCAGUUUGAUUUUUCAGAGUUGGAUAAGAUUAUUCCUGCCAUUCUACACACAGUUGGUCUCAUCUGGGCAAAUUCAAAGUACUACUGCAGAGCUCCAAGAAUGAUUGUUCUUUUGCAAGAGCUCUGCAACAUGUUGAUUGAAAUGGUAAGUAACUUUUAAAGAAACUUUUAAUUGUAUUUUUUUACAAGUGAUUUCAGUCAUUAAAUUUAUUUUUCUGUGGGUGAAAAAUUGAUUUUGUACUGUGUAUUUCUGUUUUUACCAUUUGACUGUCAGUUUUGAAAAAAAAAUGUACAUAAUUAUAGAGUUUGGCCCUUGUCCAAACAUUUUAUGAUCUUUUUUAAAACAAUGCUUGUCAGUCACAGUUAGUCUGGAAAAAUCAGCUAAACUGAGAUUUGUUGCUGCAACUGGAUAUGGACCAAUUCUUGAUAAUUGGGUACUCUUAAAACAUACUUUUUUCACCUUUGCAAUCAUAAAAAAAAUAUCGAGUCAUAUGAUAUAAUGAAACCAUAUUUUAUGCAAUUGUUCUAGUGCAAGUUGUUUUAAAGCCACACAUAGCCAGAGGGAAGUUGCUUACUAUAAAUGGUAUAAUGGUAUACCCCUCUCUCUAUUAAACCCUAAUCUUUAAGCCUCUCCCCAUUCCACACCCUUCAUUUUUUUUAUUAUCAAUUCUUUGUAUAGGCAAGAACAUACUUGGAUCCUGCAGAAAUCUUCAAAUCAGAGGCAGAAGAAGCUUAUGAGAAAACCCAGAAGGCAGUUCAAAUCUGUUCAUUCUUCAAGGAGACCUUUGAAGAUGUCAGAGGAAACAUCCAAAAAUUCUUCAAGGAGGGGCAAGAAGUUAAGCAGUGGGAAUUUGCCAAUGAACUAGUUUUUACCAGAAUGGAUCAGUUUAUCUUGAGAUUGAAAACUGUUGAGGUUAGUAGAGUAACUAUGUCUCCAACAGAUUGCUGACUUUGAAAUCUGAUAAUCUUAGUUUCAAACCCUGGCUUUUUUGUUGUUGGUGUUGUUAAUGUAAUGUGUGAUUUUAUUUUGUCUAUAUCAAGGACCUCUUUGCCACCACUAUGGAAUUUUCUAAGCUAGAGAAGGUAGAAUUGGGUGGUAUCAAGGGAAAGAUGCUCAGUCAUCAAGUUGUGGAAAUCUUCUCAGAAUUCAAUGAGAUUUUUGCCGUGUUUGGUAAUCGAACCUAUGACGGCUUAGAUGCAACCAACCGGGUAAGUUUGAGAUGCACUUUAAUGUUGGAAUGAAUUUUAGUACAGAGGUAAAUGUAAACAGCAUAUACAUAGUUUGCCAGUUUUCUGAACCUUGCCUAAAGGAAAUAAAAAAUGCCUCUUAUCCAUGUAGCUUUUACAGUUUCUACAGAGUAGAAUUAUAUCAAGAUCAUGGUCUUCAUUUUCAGGUUGGUUUUAUUCUAUUCUUAGUAUGGCUUCUUUUCCUUUUACUUCUAUGUAGGAGUUUGUUGAAGACUACAACCAGUUUAGAGAAAGAAUAGCUGACCUGGAUAGAAGACUUGCUUCCAUUGUGUGCCAAGGAUUUGAUGACUGUGCCAGUACAGAGGCUGCAUUGAAGGUAAGAAGCAAGUUACAGUUGGAUCUUACAACAGUUUUUUCAAGAAUUUCAGUUUGGAUAGUUUAGUAGGGUAUCUAAUAACAGUGCUGAACUGCAUGUGUGUGUAUAUUGCAAAGGAAGUUACGUGUGACAGCCCAGGGCCAGUGGAUUUUGGAUUUGGUUAGGUAGUCAGAUAUUCAUGAGAAUGCAGAAUUAUUCUAGUGGUAAUGGUACAACUUACAGCUCAUCAUAUUGCUGAAUAAUGCUAUUGGUUAGUAAGCAUCACAUUUAAACUUUCAACUCCAAACAAAACUGAACAUUUUGAAUCUUUUUCAAACCUUCUAGCUUCUGGACUGUUUUGGUUCUUUGCUGGACCGUCCGCUUAUUCACUCAGACUUUGAAUACAAGUAUCCCAUCCUGCUGAAGAUGUACGAAGAAGAACUGGAUGAAGCUAAGAUCAUAUUUGAUCAGCAAAUGAUGACAGCAAAUGAGGAUGGGACUCCACCAAUAAACAAGAACAUGCCUCUUGUUGCAGGUGCUCUCAAAUGGUCACAAGAACUCAGGGAAAGGAUCACUAAACCAAUGCAUGCGCUUAAGCUUUCAGUCAAUCAUGGGUAAGCUCAAUUAACUUUUAUUAACUUUGCAACUACGAUCAAUUUCUUUCAGUCUUGCAUGGCAAUCCUCAUGUCAUAUACAGUUCAAAAAAUGAAAGACUGUCAUUUGUCUUUGAUCCAUUUAUAGUUGAUCUUCCAACACAUAACAAAGCUUUUGCCUUCUGAUGAAAAGUAAAAGUAAAGCCUUUAUAUGGGCCCAAAGUGGCCCACGGGGCCGGUGCUUAACUCCGGUUUUCUUAGCAUGAAGUGGCUAGGAGUAUUACUACUCUGCCCUGGAUGGGAUGCUAGUCCAUCGCAGGGUUACCCCAGCACAUUUUCUGGUAACCAUUUGUUCACCUGGGUGAAGAGAAGCACUGUGAGAGUAAAGUGUCCUGCCUAAGAACACAACACAAUGACCCUGGCCAGGGCUUGAACCCAGACCACCCGAUCUGGAGUAGAGCGCACUAACCAUGAGGCCACUGCACCUCCACCAUAUUCAUGAUCUACUUUCUUUCAAUUUCUGUCAUUUUCUUACCAUAUUCUUUCUUUACAACUUGAUAAAAAAAAGCUUUGUUUUCUGCAGUUCAUUGUAGAGUUAUAACGAACUCUUUUUGACAACAAGGCAUUUGAUAUGGUAUUUUUCAUUUACUUUUCAUAGCACUGACAGUUCUUCCCCUUAAUGGAAUUGGUUUCUAUAGCUUCUGCUGGCAUUUACCUGUGAUAUUGUCUUUCUGUGUACUUUCUGUCUAGUCUUUUUAUGAUUUGGAGUGUCAUUACAUCAUUUGUAGUUGUUAGAAUUUUCUCAUUCAUGUUCCUUGCUUUUGUUCUCACUGCUUCUUGCUCACUUCUCAUCCAAGACCAGAUAGUGUUUUUCCUAUCAUUCAUGGUUUGGAAAGGUAAUAUGACACUUCCAUGCUCUUUUUCAAAAGAUCUGCCUUAAAAUAACUCUAAAAUUUGUAUCUUUAAUAUCUUUCUCUCACUGCUUCAUUGCUGAAAUGUUUUGUCGUUUUUUGUGAUAACAUGCCGUCAGUACAUGUGACAACUUCUCCACUUGUACGUCAUUCUAAACAUUAUCCUUAUCCUUGCUACUGUUUUAAUUAGGAAUUGCACAGACACAUUUGUAAGUUAUAGUUUGGACUUCUUUAACCGCCCAGUUGUAGUGUUUGUCUCUGUGAUUUUCUCUCGUCUCUGCAGAUUGUGAUCAUUGUUGUGCUACAAAAAUGUAAUACUAUGCAAACACUUCUCUAUGCACCUCCAAACGUGGUACAUCAAACAUGGUCGUUGCAUUUCUUGGUAUUUUGAGCCUUACUCUCAUGACUAUUUUCAUAAUCUCAGUCGAAAAUGAAGAACUUUCCUCCCAUUCAUGCCGUGACGUUCACCUUUACUAAAGCGUUUUUUAACUGCGUAUGUUUUGAUUUCAUUCUUAAGACAUCUUUCUAUCUUUUUAUUGAACAACCUGAAUGCGAAUGUAACACGCUGUUUGGUUUUGCAGUACUCUAGAGACUGCCGAAGCUAUGAUGAUCUUCAACAAAUUUGAUGAGAUGGCCAAGCUGCUGAACACGUGAGUAUUUUGUACACGAGUUGUCUUUACGUGAGCGUUUUUGAGGCAUGAUCUCAAAAGUAUACCACUCUGUACCAUUUAUAAACCACCCAAUACCAUUAUUGCCAAGCACAACCCUAAUCCUGGUCAAAGCAUCUUAUUAUUGAAUUUCAGUUACAGGAAGUCACUCAGAAACAAUCAAAAUUCUGCACCCUAUGAGUCACUCCUUAUCUGACAGUAAGAUUCAAGCCACUUGACAAAAAAUAUGUCUUUUUCAGAUAUGAAGAAAAGGUGUAUGUUGAUUGGACCCAUGAUGUUGGUUCCAUUUCACAAGGGAAUCUGGAUAAGCCUCUCGUCAUUAGAGAUCCAAAUACCAAGCUUAUCAAAGUGAACUUUGAUCCACAGGUAUGAACUACUUUCACUAAGAAAUGAGCCAAUUCUUGAGUUGACAUCGCUUGAUCAAAAUGUGCUGUCUUCCUUACUCCAAGCUUAAAUCUAACUUUUCUUUCCACACAGAGGUUUUUUUUCCUUUCAUACUACUGAAGAGUGUUCAAUUGCGCACGCAUGUUACAGUUUGACUUUUGUGAUACUUUGGGUAGAAAUUUUAGAUCGGAUGCUAGUUAAAAAACGCUUAAAAUUUACUUACAUUGUAUCCUCUGAGUUUAGGAGCUCCGUCACUGUUUAUGCAUUUGUAACCUUAAGUUUGUCGUACGCAGCCCUCACCUAUCGUCUGCGACUCUUGACUAUCUCUGUUCUUUCGUUGAUCUGUAUUAUCUCUUUAUUAAGGUUUUGUCUUCCCAUAUUUAUAUUUUCUUGUUUUUUUCCAGUCUGGCUAUAGUUUUGUUUUCGGCGCCAAAAACGAAUCGGAUUAGUUAGGUUGUUGAUGGACACACGACUUCUCUUGGCGAUUUUACUAUACUAUCAUACAAACACGUGGUGAGAACAGAGAAGGCCAUGAAUCAAACCAAUCGGUGAUAUUUUUAGCGAACAUCAAAUUCUUGUCAAAUUCACAAGAAGACAUGUGGCAGUCAGAGGGAGAAUUCCUAUUCGGAACUUCUUUGUUCGGCAAGGGAAACGUGAGUGUGUCUUAGCAAACAACUGAAUUCUGUUUUUUUUAUUUCCUCGUUUUAGUUAAUCGCUGUUCUUCGUGAAGUGAGGUAUCUGGAAACUGCGCAAAACGAAACCCUUGAAAAUAUUCCUGAAAGCGCAACCAACAUCUACUCACGGAAUGAAACAUUCCACAAGUUUUUGUCCAACCUGGACCUGACUGUGGCCUGGUACAACAAAGUCCGAGAAACGCUUCUUGAUGUUGAGUUUCCUCUGGUGGAAGGACAAUUGCAGGAAAUAGAUGGUCAACUGCAACAGGCUGAGACAACUUUGAACUGGAACAGUGAAGGUGUGAUAAAUCUCUCGAGUGCAAUAAUAAUGUAAACUUCGUGUGUCAAGUAUUGAUUUUGACAAUGACUAAGCUUCCACGGCCGUGUGGUGGUUGUGUGAGAACAAUUUCGAUUGAGAGUCUAAAAUGAUCUGAGAUUGCCGUGGUUUACAUUUCUGUUGUGAACACACUAUGGGAAAGUCAAUGUUCCAACAGGAAUAUUAAUACAAAUUAAUUCCCCUUCUGCCUCAAAUUUACAAGCCGGUGCUGUUGUUUCACGUAUUUUUUUUUUUUUAACAAAUAGGUGCGUGGGAAUACAUUGAGAAGACAAGAGACAUGGUGCAUGACUUGGAGAAACGUGUACAAGCUGCCAAGAACAAUGUGGAGAGUAUGGGUCAGUUAAUGACUAAAUGGUGUGAAGCUCCCUUGUACGAGAGAAAGGAAGGCAAAAAGGAGGGCCUACUCAACUUAGAGGUACACAUGCGCAGGAACAAUACUCGUUGGUUCUGUUUACCUUUUUAUGGGUGUCUGAAAUAAUUUAGUAUAAAACCUUCUCCUAUUCCUACAGAAUAACAUAAAGUAUGCUUAAUCAAUUUGGGUGUAAGUGUUCAUAAGUAUAUUCAUUUUGUUUUUUUUCCAACGUGGACAACUAAGAAGAGAGCUAUUUUAUGACAACGUUAAAAAGUUAUUUGUUUGUUAACAGGACAGUGAAGCAAACCUUAAUAAACGCUACACUUUGAUCCAGCAAGCUGGAGAGAAAAUCCACGAGCUGAUGAAGGUAGGUUGUCAGCUUAGUUAACCACUGUUAUUAUUUUUGAUGCCCUACUUUACUCCAAGAAGGCAAAUGAACUUAUUUUCGAGUUCAUGAUGGAGGGGGAGGGGGUGGUACAUGUAGGGGGAUGGGGUGGUAUAUGUACUUUGUUCAUGUUUGGUUUAUUUCCCUUAAGCAUUUACCAUCGACUUAAGAACUUUAUUGAAUUUAUCCCUCAGAAUAACCUCGAACUUUUCAAAGCGGAUGCCUCAUCCGACAUUUGGCGAGCGUAUGUGGACUAUCUUGAUGACAUGGUCCUUGAUGGCUUUUUCAACUGCAUUCACUGCUCACUGAACUAUCUUUUGGAAAAUACUGAUCCUAAACACAACACUACAGGACUGUUUGAGGCAAAACUUGAACUGCAACAGCCUGAAAUGGUGUUUAUACCAUCACUGGAUUUCGGUGUUUCAGACGGCUUUUAUGAACUUGUGGAAGGAAUUGUUAAUGAUGUGUACAAGAUGGCUUCGUUAGUCAAGAGACUGGCUGAACAUAACGGCUCUGAACACUACCAGGUAAAACAAACAAUAAGAAGUAAACUUUACUUCAUUUGAAAUGAGGAAUGAUUUAACAUACCUUUCUGAUGUUGGGGAUGGUUAUGUUUAUUUUAUUAAUAUCCGUUGAUUGUGAUAUAUAAGCUACAAAUUAACAUUAGAACUUUAAUUUUUCGGCCAAAUCAUAAUAUCAUCAUUUCAAACAUACUUGAAAUGAGACUCGUAUUAGUACCAAAGAAAAAGGCGGUGCUUCUGAAUGUAUUUUCUCUUUUGGGCAUCCUUGAGUUUCCUUAAUUUAUCUUUUACAUCAAAGUAUGCUUAAUCGAUUUCUAAGGUAGGAAAUGGCAUAUGAAAGAACAGAGGAAAAUAGGUUCUAUAGGAAAUAUAAUGGCUUACGAUUGUAAGGACUAUUAGGAAUUCCAAAUCAAGAAGUUCAAGCAUUCAUGCCUGGACACAGAAACCACGACACACCCAAGAUACUCUGAGCAGUUUUGAGUUAAUUUAUUUCUUGAUAUUUUAAUCAGUGUUGUAAUAGCACGGUGGACGUAACCUUGGGGACUCUAUUCAAUUGAACAAAACAAAAAUAUACUUUCUCUCUUUCCUUCCUUUACAGAACGAUGUCGAGGACAUGCUUGACUUGUCUGAGAUGCGCCAAGACCUGAUGGACCGUGUAACAGGCAUCAUGAACAAGGCGAAUGAAUACCGCAGUUCUUUUGAUGCCUUUGCGUACCUGUGGCUUGACGAUCGGAAUGAGUUUAUGAGACAGUUCUUGCUCUACAACCACGUGUUGACAGCUGAGGAGAUUGAAGCCCACGCUGAAGAAGGAGUCCCUGAGAGUCCGCCAACAUUAGGGCAAUUCAAAGAACAGGUAAAGAAUCGCCAUUAAGACUGACAAACAGAGAUCAUCUUGAAAACUUGCUAUGUUGUUAGGGUAAUCUUGUUCGAGACUUUAGCGCGAAUCGGAAAUUAUGCACAGCGUAAUUCACUAAUUUUUCUUAUGGGAAUUACAUUCAUAUAUACAUUACAGUGUAUGGAAAAAAUUGAUCUUGUUGCUUAUAGAUCGACACGUACGAAAAGCUUUAUGCCGAGGUGGACGAAGUAGAGGGAACAAAGAUCUUUGACACGUGGUUCCGUGUGGACGCCAAGCCCUUUAAACAAGCUCUCUUGAAUAUUAUCAAGAGAUGGAGUUACAUGUUCAAGCAACACCUCAUCGAUCAUGUCACAAACAGGUAAUUUAAGUUUUGAGGAAAUUCUGCGCUAGAUCUUAUGACCUUUCUUUACAAGGUGUUUGAAAAGUUUAGGGAAGAUUAUAACUAGGUCUGUUAGAUUAUAUGCUCAUGGUACGUUUGUGUUCUUUUUUCGCAGCCUAAAUGACUUAGCAGAGUUCAUCAAAGUGGCAGAUGUUGGUCUGACACAGCCUGUGGAGGAAGGAGAUUACAAUGGCUUAGUGGCUGUCAUGGGACACUUGAUGGCUGUCAAGGACAGACAGACAGUCACUGACGAGAUGUUUGAGCCACUGAAGCAGACUAUUGAACUCCUGAAGACGUACGGACAAGAAAUGCCUGAGGAAGUACAUACGCAGCUUCAGGUAACUAGAAACACCAAGACAGAAGUAUUGAAAGUGCUGUAAUCAAGGGGAAGCUGUCUUUAUGUGUGAUAGAUUUUGUUGAAGGUAAACAUGCAAGAGAAACCUCAUAAUAUGUUUAUCCACAGGAACUUCCAGAGCAGUGGAACAACUCCAAGAAGAUCGCAGUAACAGUCAAACAGCAAGUGGCUCCUCUACAGGCGUCUGAAGUCGCCAUCAUCAGAAGAAAGUGUGGACAGUUUGAUGUAAGGGACAGUGUGCCUCCUUUUAGCUUCAACUUGCAAUUUCUGCUCAAUGAUUCAAUAUAUGUUUCCUUUUUCCUCUGUUGAUCACAGAUCAAACAGCACGAAUUUAGAGAGGACUUCAGGAAAACAGCUCCGUUCCAGUUUGACUCCAAGAAUUAUUACGACCGCUUAGAUAAGGUUAGCAACGGGAACUUGUAGUAAAAGACAUACUUCUCGCAAGUUUGUUGAUUUUUUUUGUUUAAUGACAUGAUGGAGUGAUCCUUGCUUUAAUGUUUCGCCAUUUAUUCUGUUUCAAAGGGAAUACCUUAGAACUUGAUCUCUUUCGUCUAAUCACCAAUUUACCAAUAUUUGUGGCAUUUGCAGGCGAACUUCCAGAUCUGUGCUAUGGAGGAGGAGAUGAAUGCCCUGUCUGAAUCCGCCGGCCUGUUUGAGGUCAACUUCCCAGACUAUAAACAACUUCGUGCUUGCCGUCGUGAAGUGUCACUCCUCAAACAACUUUGGGACAUGAUUGAAGUUGUUCUUAGCAGUAUUGAAGAGUGGAAGUUCACGCUAUGGGCGGAUAUCAAUGUGGAAAACAUGGAGAUGGAAUGUAAAAGGUUUGUUAAGGAGAUCCGAAGCCUGGAUAAAGAAAUGCGCGCCUGGGACGCCUUCACAGGACUGGACUCUACUGUCAAGAACAUGGUGACGUCAUUAAGGGCUGUAGGAGAAUUACAGAAUCCGGCAAUCAGGGACCGUCAUUGGCAACAGCUCAUGCAAGCAACCAAAGUAAGUGCUGCAUGUUUGUGCAUGUUUGUGCAUGUAGGAAUGUUCAUUCCGCAACAAAACGUAAUAAGUCUAAGUAGGGUAGGAUUUUGGUUUUGGAAUCAUACAUAGAUAUGAACCAAUGAAUGUUUUAUCACUAGUUGCUCUGCAAAACUGGGAACUAAAAACUCAAACUCAGAACUUUUUCCCGUGGUUCACUCCAUUUUGGUUAUGGAACACGAAACAUGUCAUUGAACACAAGAUCACUCCAAUUUUGUGGAAAAUUUGAGGAAACUCACAUGAGUACUUUGUGUUUUGUGCAGGUAAAAUUCAUCAUGAAUGACGACACCAACUUGGCUGAUCUUCUCGCCCUAAAUUUGCAUAACUUUGAAGAUGAAGUCCGUGGAAUUGUCGACAAGGCCACCAAAGAACUGGGAAUGGAGAAAGUUCUCAAAGAGUUGGAUGUCACCUGGUCACAGAUGGAGUUUGAAUACGAGAGCCAUUUGAGAACUGGUAUUCCGUUAUUGAAAUCAAGCGAAGAACUUAUUGAAACUCUUGAAGAUAAUCAGGUAAAGAAAUAAUGAUAUAUAAUUGGCUGGAGGGCUGGAGAAACCAAUAAACAGAUGCCCAAAGCUGAGCUCUAAUUUUUUUUUUUUUUAAUGCUAAGGGACAGUUGAGUUUACGUUUAUUUGUUUCACUUAGGUUCAACUUCAAAAUCUCAUCACAUCCAAGUACAUUGGACAUUUUCUGGAGGAAGUCUCCAUGUGGCAAAAGAAGCUGUCUGUGUCAGAUUCUGUAAUCUCCAUUUGGUUUGAAGUCCAAAGAACCUGGUCUCACUUGGAGAGUAUUUUCAUUGGAUCUGAAGAUAUUCGUAACCAGCUGCCAGAGGACUCUAAGAGAUUUGACGGAAUCGAUGUUGAUUUUAAGGUUAGUGAAAGAAGGGACUGCAAAUCCAUGGGGAUCAUUUUACAUAUGGAUCAGGUAGGACUUAAGGACAGUUACACUAACGCCUAGCUUUACCGUUGCUUUAGGAAUUGAUGAAGGAAGCCGCUGAAAUCCCAAACGUUGUGAAUUGUUGUAACAGAGAGGGACUGUACGAAAAGCUGGAAAACUUACAAGAAAGGUUCGUUUUACUCUUAAGCUUGAUUUAAAGUUGACGUUUUCGGUAAGACUCAUCUCUAACACAAAUGCUGUUAGCUUCAACUGACUUCUUUGAUUUGUCUUGAAAUCAUUAUGGUCUGGUUACCUAAAGUUAUUGAGCCCCUCAAAGACCAGAAAUUACCUAUGUGUUGUUUACCUUAUAGAUUGUCGUUGUGCGAGAAAGCCCUCGCUGAGUAUCUGGAGACCAAACGUCUUGCUUUCCCACGGUUUUACUUCGUAUCUUCAGCUGACUUAUUGGAUAUUCUUUCCAAGGGCAACCAACCAAUUGAGGUAAGGUUUUAGGCAAACCUAGUAAACGAUAAUCAGAGCAAGGGAAAAUAACUCAAAGUCCCAAUAAGAGCUCCGAAUGAAUAAACGUGAAAUGCCUGAGGCGCGGUUAAACGCCGGUGACCACGUUUUGAUUGAUUUAAAUUUUAUAUCUGAUUGGGUUACAGGGUGAUGCGAAUUUUACGGAUCAAUCGUAGAGAGAAUCGUAGAGAGAAAUAGAGCAAAAACAUUGCAAUGUUGAAUUUAUUCAGAGCGCAGAGAGUGUCGUAAACCAAAACAAAUCUCAACGACCAAUCAGUAAAAAGGAAAAUAGCUUUAAGAGCCAAUUAGAACUCAACGUAAAAGAAACAAACUGCCUGAAGCGCGGGAAAACGCGGGCGACCAAGUCGCAAUUGGUUUUAAUUUUGCAUCUGAUUGGUUGAGAGAGAGAGGCGCGAGUUUUUUGGACCAACCACAGAACGAAGCCAAGAAAAACGAAUGCAAUCUGAGAGUUGCAAUCUCGACACUGAAAGUUGCUCUAGAUAGACAAUUGAGAGUUGCUCUUUUUACUCGUUACAGAGUAGUCACUUUAUCACUAUCAUCGUAAUUUUAAACCGAUACUCGCUGUUCUGUUCGACAGGUCAGUCGUCAUCUCUCCAAACUGUUUGACAACAUGGCGAAACUGAAGUUUGUCGAUGACGAGGAUGGUAACCCGACUAAGGAGGCGGUUGGAAUGUACAGCAAGGAAGGAGAAUAUGUGGACUUCAACAAGCCUUGUGACUGUUCUGGACAGGUACAAAUAUUGUUUCAAGUUACUUCUCUGUAAGAGUGUUAUAAUAUUUCGCUGAUUACCCCUUUGAGGACCAUGGUAACAUUAAAAUGAAUUUAAGCUCUUCGGCCUUUUUUUAUAUCGAUCCAUCAUCAAUUUUUAUCUUAUUUCAUCUCUUCAUUGGUUUUUAACUUUUUUUAAGCGGCACACACCCAAACUACCCUGACAAAGCUCUCGUAGCGAUCUGAGUUUUGAAAAUACUUCCUUUUUUGUCUAAUUUUUACAAAAUGCUGUGAUUUUCUCGUGCACUUUCAAGCUAAGCUGAUACCUAAAUUCUUAAAUUCAAAAGUUAGCAUGAAUUUUGCUUAAUGUUCCAAGCGAUUUGUGCCUUCGUGUAGUCGGAUCCUCCCGUUGAGAGUAGUCUUGAGAGGAACUUUUGUCGGUAGUCGUGACUUUCGUUACGAAAGUCAUCACUAGAGUCAAGAUUUGUGAAUAUUUGAUUUACUGUAGGUGGAAGUUUGGUUGAACCGUGUUAUGGACGCUAUGCGCGCUACAGUCCGUCACGAGCUGUCAGAAGCUGUGGUGUCGUAUGAAGAGAAGCCUCGAGAUCAAUGGCUGUUUGACUACCCAGCUCAGGUGGCCCUGUGUGGUACUCAAAUCUGGUGGACCACAGAAGUUGUUCUGGCAUUUGGAAGGCUGGAAGAGGGAUACGAGAAUGCACUGAAGGAUUAUUACAAGAAACAGGUACUGGUCUUAAAUUCAAGAAUUUUAAGUAUAGUGCUUUUUUAAACCGGGUGAAUUACAUUGACAAGUUUGAUGUAUAGAGAUCCUUUUUGGUUUAUCUCAAUUAUAUGAAAAUCAGGUAAAAUAAAAGAGGACAAAAAAUAUUAUAAUAUAGCUAGUAAAUUUGUCUAAUCAAAUUCAAUUGCGCGAGCGUGCUUCAUAUUCCUAUUGUGCACGCUCAUGACGUCAGUAAACAAGUCCCUCGAGAAAAACAAAUUUUCCAUCGGGUUGAAAAUGUUAUAAAACAGCAACUCUUACCCAUCUUUUGUGCUCUCCAAGCUUCCCGCGUGCUUCAUAUUUCGAUGAACGCACGUUGACGUAUGAACCAAUUGUUAAUUGAAAAAUGGUCUUUAUCUUUUUUACAUCUGCUAGGUUUCACAACUGACAACAUUGAUCAACAUGUUGAUCGGCGACUUGACCAAAGGCGAUCGUCAGAAAAUUAUGACCAUCUGUACAAUUGACGUGCACGCUCGAGAUGUGGUGGCGAAGUUAAUUCAUCAGAAGGUGGAAAAUGCUCAAGCUUUCUUGUGGCUGAGUCAGCUUAGACAUCGCUUUGAUGAUUCUGUCUCUCACUGCUUCGCUAACAUUUGUGAUGCACAGUUCAAGUAUUCUUAUGAAUAUCUUGGAAACACGCCUCGAUUGGUGAUCACACCCUUAACCGACAGGUAAACGUCGUAGAGAAAAGCUGUCGAGUAGUUCUUUAACUGUGAGCGUUGUAAUAAUUGUUAUAGCCUAUUGGACUUUCCCCAUCAUGCGUCACUUCUAACACGAUUGUAUUUUGUUUGGGUAGAAAAUGAACUAAAACUCAAUGACUACUGAGAGAGUAGUCCACUUAAAAACAGUCAAUAGGUCAAAUGAGCAUUUCUUGUAGCUUAUAUUUUCGUUAAAGUUUCAUCAUUGGCAAAAUGCAAUUCCAUAUCACUUGAGUGUUCGUAAUCUUAACGAAGGCUCAGUUUUAAAUUAAAAUUUACUGCUUUAGAGUUAAAAAAGUGCAUUCCGGUCAAACUUAUCACUUUAAGCUUUUGUUCGAAAGGAACUUGAAAAUUGUUUUUCUUUUCUAGAUGUUACAUUACUCUGACCCAGUCUCUUCAUCUGACCAUGAGCGGUGCGCCUGCCGGUCCCGCGGGAACUGGUAAAACCGAGACUACCAAGGAUCUGGGACGAGCUCUGGGAAUUAUGGUGUACGUGUUCAACUGCUCUGAACAGAUGGACUACAAGGUAUGCAUUACAGUGCAAUAAUGAUGGCACUCCAGUUUUUUUAAAGGACUUAAGAGUAACUCAAGAAACAUUUUCUUUGACAGUCCAUUGGCAACAUUUACAAAGGAUUGGCACAAACAGGAGCCUGGGGCUGUUUUGACGAGUUCAACCGCAUCUCAGUUGAGGUGCUGUCCGUGGUCGCAGUUCAAGUAAAAUCCAUCCAGGACGCUAUCAAAGACAAAAAGAAAAGGUUCAUCUUCCAGGGAGAGGAGAUCGUUUUGGUUCCUACUGUUGGUUUAUUCAUUACCAUGAAUCCUGGAUACGCCGGAAGAACUGAGUUGCCUGAAAAUCUUAAAGCUUUGUUCCGGUGCGUGAUUAGAAUUCAGUUUCUCUUAAUGGGAUACGUAGAUUUAAAAUAUUCCUCCUAGGGAGAGUCUGCACUAGGAUCUGAGCUGAUACAUAAAAUUGUACAGAGAAUGGUUAUAUAUUUCCUUGUUGUGUUUUUUCAGGCCGUGUGCUAUGGUCGUUCCUGACUUUGAACUGAUCUGUGAAAUCAUGUUGGUGGCUGAAGGAUUCGUUGAGGCCCGAGGGUUGGCCCGCAAGUUCAUCACUCUGUAUUCACUCUGUAAGGAACUGUUAUCUAAACAGGUAGGACUCUGGUUAAGCAAAGCACAGAUUGUAUUUUCGAAUCUUUCGCGGAUGGUGAAAAAGUUGAUUUUACAAGUUACAGUCAGAGUGUCAAUAGUAUCUCUGGUGAUUUGGUAUGGUUUUUUUUCUAAUUAAGAGCAAAGUCAAACCAACAGUGAUUUAAUGACUGCGCAUGUGCAGUCGCACGCCUGUGCCUUUCUGUGAUUGGACUAAAGGGAAUCAUGCCUCUUGCUCUUUUUUGAUGGCUUUUUUUCCUUGUGGUUUUAAGGACCACUACGAUUGGGGUCUCCGUGCUAUCAAAUCUGUUCUGGUUGUCGCUGGUUCUCUAAAGCGAAGUGACAGGGAUCGCCCUGAGGAUCAGGUGCUGAUGCGUGCGUUGCGUGACUUCAAUAUCCCUAAGAUUGUCACGGAUGAUGUUCCCGUCUUCAUGGGAUUGAUUGGCGACCUUUUCCCAGCUCUGGAUGUACCAAGAAAGCGUGACAUGGACUUUGAAGCUCUAGUGAAAAAGUCAGCUCUGGUGAGUCACUCAAUUCACAUGUCAAAUUAUUUCCAAUUGGGAAACACAAUAGCAUUUUGGGAAAGAUGUGUAGGGUUACUGGAGUAAACCUGUUCUUAAAUUAUCGAAAAGAAGGAGAUCGCUGGAAAAUUGUGCUGUUAUCUUUUCCCUUCCAAGAUCUGUACGUUCUUCACACAGACUAUAGAUUUCUCUGUCGGUUGGUCUAGAGAACUGAGUGUUAUUUAAAGGAAACAUAUCCGUGAUGAUCAUUUCCUCUAUUCUCAUUUGUUAUAAGCUUGAUUGUACGAGAAAAUUUAACGAAGAAAGAAGGGAGUCGCCGGCACUUGUUCUUCAAAUUCUGUGCACGCGAGAUGCAUAGGCUAUGUAGUGAUUAUUGUGCAAACAAUCUUGGAACAUUAAAUUUUCUUGUUAUUUCCAGGAUCUUAAACUACAAACAGAAGACAGCUUUAUCCUCAAGAUUGUACAGCUUGAGGAGUUACUUGCUGUAAGGCAUUCUGUGUUUGUUCUCGGUCCAGCGGGUACAGGCAAAACACAGGUUAUUAAGACCCUGAACAAGACUUACCAAAACCAGAAGAGAAAGCCAAUGCUACAUGAUAUCAACCCUAAAGCUGUCACUGCUGAUGAGUUGUUCGGAUUCAUUAAUCCCGCCACCAGGGAGUGGAAAGACGGUGAGUAUCAUCGAGGUUACCAUGGGAGUGUCGCGCACUGAAGAGGCAGAAACGUCGAACGUUCUUUGCACCGAAUAUUUAGUCAGCAGGAUCUUAUCAGGGUUGCAAUUUUUUUGACUUGAAUGCUAGUUAUUCUUUGCAGGUAAUAAAAAAACGAUGUACACGGUGCCCCAAUAUCUAUUUGAUAACUAGAGCUUAUGAUACGACACUAAAACCUUGAACGGAUUACAGAGCGUCCAAGGCACAAAAGCCAUGAAGGAAACCAAAAAGAAAAGAAAAAGAAAAGAAUCACAGUCUUGAAUUGUCACCGACAGACAUUGCCACACCACCACAAAUUUGCCUGAUAUCAAGUGACUAAGGGCGAUUAUUUUCUUUCGAGACAGACGUUGAUUGUGUCAUAUUUUUCUUCAGGUUUGUUUUCGACCAUUAUGCGUGAUUUGGCUUCAAUCAACAAUGACAGUCCUAAAUGGAUCGUACUUGACGGAGACAUUGAUCCUAUGUGGAUCGAGUCUUUGAACACUGUCAUGGACGACAACAAGGUAAUCUUUGAAAAUGAAAAAGUCGCUAGGACCAGUAAGCUUUUAAGGCGACUUGUAGAUGAAGAUGUUUUUUGGAAGUUUUCAUAAGAAGUCGGUUUUGUAACACUCGAAGAUUUUGUUGAACCAGCUGUAGAUUAUAUGCUUGAAAUUUUUCCUUUCGAUACCUUUUUAGGUUUUGACAUUAGCCAGUAAUGAACGUGUUCCUCUCACUCCGUCCAUGAGAUUGUUGUUUGAGAUCGGUCAUCUAAAGACAGCCACUCCUGCAACUGUGUCCCGUGCCGGUAUCCUCUUCCUUAACUACGCUGAUGUUGGAUGGAAUCCGUAAGUACUGUAGACGGUAGUUUGCGUGUAGCAUGAGUAUUCCAGAGAAGGAGAGGAAAGAAAAAAAAGCCGGUUGCGUCAACUAGUGAAAUUUUUAUCCGCUUAGUUUGCCUUUUGAGAUUUUCGUCUAGGUUUUCAUUUAAAUCUCUCGUGGUGACAAUGAAGACUUAUGGGUAUUGAUCGUACCAUGGUUUUUUCACUAAGCUUGUAUCAUGCACAGCGGAAAAAUGAAGAUAACAAACUUGAAAUAAGUAUCAAACUGGUCUAUCAUGAAAAUGAAAAAUGAAAUGUAUUUUUAGGCUAAAAUUGAGGAAGGUUAUCAAAGUAGCCCCACUUUAACUUCUCUUCGCUCAAAAUUUUAAAUUCCUUGAAAAUAUUCUUUCUUCGCGAAAUAAACUUUUCUCGUAUUAUUUCAGAUACGUCUCCAGUUGGAUUGAUACUCGCGAAGUUCAGUCAGAGAAAGCCAACCUGCAAAUCCUGUUUGACAAGUACGUCCCCAUCUGCUUGGACACACUGCGCGUGCGCUUCAAGAAAAUCACGCCCGUUCCUGACAUCACCAUGGUGACCACGCUUUGCUACCUUCUGGAGUGUCUGUUGAACCCCACCAACACCCCACCCGAUUGUAACAAGGAACUGUACGAGUUGUAUUUUGUGUUCGCUGCUGUGUGGGCUUUUGGCGGAGCCAUGUUUCAAGAUCAGGUGUGUUUUAUUGACGGUUUCACUCAGAAUUGUGGGCUAUGGAAAGUCGUGAAAUUUUAUUGACUCGUAGAAAGUGAAGCGUGAACGUUCAAACCUAUGAGUAAUAUUUCGUUUUCUCUCCGUAGCUCGUUGAUUAUCGAGUAGAAUUCUCCAAAUGGUGGGUGACUGAAUUCAAGACCAUAAAGUUUCCCUCUGCUGGUACUGUCUUUGAUUAUUUUAUCGACUCCGAGACCAAGAAAUUCGUGCCAUGGACAGAAAAAGUUCCCAAGUUCGAGCUUGAUCCCGAGAUGCCAUUGCAGGUGUGAUUAUUUUUUUAUUUUUUAGGAAAGAUUCUUAAUAGACAACCUUUAGAAAGGGUUUGCGAACGUUUGUGCAAGGUUGUAGUAUAAGUUUUCUUCAUUAAUUAUGGUUUAGGCUUGACAAGGGUCUUAAUUGGUUACAGUGUUUAGCGGUUGGGUUAGAAAACCGACAAAAUUGUGUCCUAAACAAAGUUGUUUUCUUAGAAGAAUAACUAGCGGGUGCCCAAAAGCUCUUAUCUCUGAAGCCUAGGAUGCCUGGCUCUCAAAGCUCUCCUAGAAGAAAAGUCACACAUGUCGCCCAAAGAAAACAGUUUGUCGCCUGUACCACCUGGUCUCAGCCUUGGUAACGUUUCGAUAUGACCUGUAGCCAGCCAGUGGAUAUUUCGGUUGACUUGUAUAUGAACUGAAUCCUUUCACAUUCACUGCAAUUUGUCAAGAGCUUAACCAAUUUCAUUUCCCUACUUUAAUUUUCCACGAGAUAAUUUGAUUGCGAAAUGUUUUGUUGUUCCCAGGCCGUGCUCGUCCAUACCCAGGAAACCAUUCGAGUUCGUUACUUCAUGGAUCUGCUGAUGGAAAACCGCAGACCUAUCAUGCUUGUAGGAAGUGCGGGUACUGGUAAGACCGUGUUAGUUGGCGACAAAUUCGCAGCAAUGGACCCUGAUAACAUAAUGGUUACAAACGUACCGUUUAACUACUACACGACGUCAGCCAUGUUACAGGCCGUUUUAGAAAAGCCACUGGAAAAGAAAGCUGGACGAAAUUAUGGUCCGCCUGGAACCAAGAAACUGAUCUACUUUAUCGACGACAUGAACAUGCCCAUGGUACGUUGUUUAAUGGGAAAGUGGUCAGUUUUAUCUGUGAGGUUUUAAUCACUAUUUAGUGAUAAACAUUUGUUUCAUGCAUAGCCAACUAAAGACGAGGUAUGCUUUUUUGGACAAUCAUGUACAGACUCUGCAUUGGAUAAUGAGUAUGGGUACUUUUCGCGAACACUCGCGUUACUCCGCGUUUCCGAUUGGGUGCCGUGUUUCUCGUUUUUUUAACACGCUUGCCUUGCUCGCUACAAGCCACUUUUCCCGCCACGCCGACGCUUUCGCUGAGUAACAAUUUUCCCGCGCUUUACUGUUGGUACUGCACGUGUCUAGAAACUUAGUUUGGGUAAUUUCUUUCUUUUCCUUCAAUCCAGGUGGACACUUAUGGAACAGUACAACCACACACCCUCAUCAGACAACAUUUGGACUACACUCAUUGGUACGACAGAGCGAAGCUGUCUCUUAAAGAAGUUCACAAUUGUCAGUAUGUCGCCUGUAUGAAUCCUACAGCAGGAAGCUUCACCAUCAAUCCUCGACUACAGGUCUGUAGCUAAUGGGAUCUAAAGUGUCUAGUAUCCAUUUUAGAUUAAAUCAAAUAUGUUAAAAUGUUAGAGAGAAAGGUCGUGCUAUUGGGGCAACUGAAACUCAAUGCAAGACGUUUCAAAAUAAAAUACGGCUUUAAACAUUAGAGAAACUGAUUGAAGCUAUAGACUUAGGAAAGUUCUGAUGGAGAAAGUUGUAAGAGAGUACAUCUGGAUGUAAAAUGUUAGAGAGAAAGGUCGUGCUAUUGGGGCAACUGAAGCUCAAUACAAGACGUUUCAAAAUGAAAUACGGCUUUAAACAUUAGAGAAACUGAUUGAAGCUAUAGACUUAGGAAAGUUCUGGUGGACAAAGUUGUAAGAGAGUACAGCGGGAUGUAUCCUAACUAAUUUUCUUAGAACGUCGGCCGGACUUUUAAUGGUUACGUUAUUUUCUCUGCAGCGCCAUUUUGCAGUGUUCGCAAUAAGUUUCCCGGGACUCGAUGCCCUGAAAACCAUUUACCUGAGCAUCUUGAACGGACACAUCAACGCUUUGGGUCUCCCUCAAGCGGUACAGAAGAAUGCUGAGAAACUUGUCGAUGCAGCUUUAGCCAUGAACCAGAAGGUGUGUUGUAUUCCAUCAUCCCUAUUACUAAACCAUUUGAAUUUUUUUCUUGAAUUUCAGUACUCGUGGCACAGACAGUCCACAAGUUACUUUGAAGAAUUAUUUAAGUCAUCUAUCGUCCAUGAGACAUCUAUCUCCCACGAGCGUAACUCUUAUGUUCUAGUAGAAAAGCAUUUCAAGGAAGUGACAUCGGGCUAAAAAGAACGAACAUUUCUAAAAAAUUUCUUCAGCUUUAUCAGCUUGCUCAUUUAUAUACACUAAAGAAUUUAUCGACCGCAACUCAGAUCUGGAAAGUGGCUUCGUUUACAAAACGAGGCAAACUUAAUUUUUUUUCUUUUUCUCAACACAGGUCACUUCAACCUUCCUUCCUACAGCUGUAAAAUUCCACUAUGUUUUCAACCUGCGUGACUUGUCCAAUAUCUUCCAGGUUUGUCAAAACCAUAGUUUGUUGCUGAACUCGUAAACCUCUGUGAACCUCCACAGGAAAGAUAGCCUUAGUUCAGCGAGAAAAUUAAAUCAAUUUGAGUACCGGUGUGAAUGUUGAUUAUGAUGCAGUCUAUUUUGCUCACUCCUGGAUUUUUCCCUCGCGCUGAACGUUGUGUGAUGUGAACAGCCUAGUCGUAUCAUUUUCUUUGACUGGUAUACUUGGCAAGAAAGUGUGUCUGUCAAAAGAUCAGCAAAAUAAAACUUGGCAACGAUAUUUGUCUGGGAGAUUUUGAACCCCACACAGUCUCAGUAAUGCGUAUUGUGCAAAACUCAGCAAGUUUUUGGACAAGAGGACUUAUUAAGGAAGAAUUUGUCUUAUUUUCCUGUCCAAACUGCUAAGAAAAGAUUGGAAAUUGUAGAAAAGGAAAAAAGGCGCUGAGGUUAAUGUGGUGGCUAAUAUUGUCUCUUUGGGUUCUUGCAGUCGAACUGUGUCAUGAUUAAUUACGUUUCCUUUCUUGUAGGGUAUCCUGUUUUCCACAGCUGAAUGUAUCAAGACGCCAAUGGAUCUUGUUAGGCUGUGGAUGCACGAGUGUGACCGAGUUUACAGAGACAAACUUGUAGAAGACAAAGAUAUGGAGAACUACGACAGAAUCCAGCAAGAUAUCACAAAGAAGAUAUUCGAGGUUUGUUUUUAUAUCUGUAUUUCGUUUGAGACGAGUUUGGAUCAUAAAAAAUGGAGAUGAAAACUUCGGUUUUCAAAUGUUUUUCCGGUCAAAUUUAUCAAACAUUUUACUUAUUAGAAAUCUGAAACAUUUGCAAGACUAUAGACUCAUGUCUCAAUGAGUUCUUACCUUAGAAAAGUCAACAAAAACUUUGGGGGUAGUUUCGCUGUGUUUUAAAUGUGCUUCUUUCUACGUAGGAUUUCGAUGAAGAGGCUCUGUACUCCAAGCCAAACAUGUUCUGUCAUUUUGCAAGUGGAAUUGGGGAACCUAAGUACCUCGCUGUACAAGGCUGGGAGUCAUUGAAUAAACUGCUGACAGAAGCACUGGAGAAUUACAAUGAAGUCAACGCGGUCAUGAACCUUGUGCUUUUUGACGACGCCAUGCAACAUGUGUAAGUUGAAAAAACGUCAGUUGUUCUCUUCAAGGGAACAUUUUCUAUAUGGCAAGUCAGAGUGCGCAGUGAGAUGAAAGGGCGGCAGAAACUCUCGUUUUUCCGCGAUUUCCAUAAGAUUUAUGAAAUUCCUACCAUUAACAGUACUUACACAGUUAAUUAUUUUCCCGCUUUUUUUCCACAUAUGGUUGGUCUUCCAUCGAUUUCAUCAGUUUCGUGACGUCUUCCUCCCCUUAUCUCUGUACUUAUUUAUCCAAUUUCUUGUCCUUGCCAUAUUUCCGGCGAUAAGCAGCUUCCUUCAUUACGCCGGCUCUCCAUCGUUGGGCUUUCUUUAGCGUCUCGUCAUAUCCUGGCCUUAAACGUUUUGUUACCGGACUUACAAUGAUCUAGGUGCUCGAUACUUUAAAAUUAUUUCAAUGUGGGGCUUUCCAAGAGCUCUGAGAGUUUCCCAAAUAUUUAUUGUUCUUACCAUUUUGCAUGUUUUGUUUUACAGUUGUCGUAUCAACCGUAUUCUGGAGUCCCCCCGUGGUAACGCCUUAUUAGUGGGUGUGGGUGGCAGUGGUAAACAGAGUUUGGCUCGUCUUGCUGCUUUCAUCAGUGCUCUAGAAGUGUUCCAAAUAACACUGAGGAAAGGAUAUGGCAUCCCUGACCUCAAGGUGUGUAAUUGUGUGAAAGCUCAAGGAAUUUCAAAUAACUUGUGGGAUCCUGUGAAUGAUCAGAACCGCUUUUACUAAUCUUUUCCUCGCCUUUAAGAUAGAUAUUUCCCGUGAAUGAAGUGCAUUAGUUGAACAACGACAAACGCGAAUAGUUAACGUUGUCUUACCUCCACGUUCUGGUAUCUAGUAUGAAAGGAGAUAAUUGAAGAUUGGUAAAGAAAAUUCGUUUUAAUCACGCUUAAUCGUGCCAGAUUCCUAAUGGGUUUUUUCCCCUUUGUUAACUUUUUCUAGCUCGACUUAGCAAACUUGUGUACCAAGGCAGGAUUGAAGAACAUCGGCACUGUAUUUUUAUUGACCGAUGCACAAGUUCCAGAGGAGAACUUCUUGGUGUUAAUCAAUGACUUACUGGCGUCUGGGGAGAUUCCGGGUCUGUUUGCAGAUGAUGAAGUCGAGAAUAUCAUCUCCGGAGUCAGGAAUGAAGUGAAAGGCGCUGGACUACAAGACACGAGGGAAAACUGCUGGAUGUUUUUUAUUGAGCGAGUGCGAAGAAAUCUCAAAGUUGUCCUGUGUUUCUCUCCCGUUGGCUCUACGUUGCGUGUAAGGAGUCGUAAGUUCCCGGCUGUAACAAACUGCACAGCAAUUGACUGGUUUCACGAGUGGCCUCAGGAGGCUUUGGUGUCUGUCAGCAAGAGGUUCAUUGAUGACUUAGAGCAGCUUGAGGUAGAUUAACAAUACAGCAACAUUUUACAAUAAUAGACUUAAAAUAAUGGUUAAAACUGUUUAAAUAAUGCUCUGUAAAUGACAGGGAUUAAGAACUUUAUGGACAACAGAUUGACAAAUUGUGAUAUUUAUUAUUCACGAACUUCGAGUUUCCCUCACUUUUGCGAUUGAAGCCAUGUGCAACAAGUGUUUUGUUUUCUAAUGAUUCUUCCACUUGACUAAUAGCAGUUGUGGGUGGUAAAACUUUCUCAUCGCAGCUUUUUGUCGUUCUUCGAAAACCUUCAUCAAGCAAGUCCCCAUGGCAAUCCCCUCGACAGUAAAACCUUACAGCGAAGUAACAUUGGUAUGAAAUAAGUUUUAAAAGUUUCUGUAACUGAUCAUAGCCUGCAAGCGUAGUCUACCUCGUUUGCCUUUUUUUUCUGUAGAACGAUGUAAAACCUUCUGUGGCGGAGUUUAUGUCAUUUGUGCACACCAGUGUGAACGAAGAGAGUCAGUUGUAUUUGGCAAAUGAAAGGCGUUACAACUACACCACCCCAAAGAGCUUCUUGGAACAGGUAUGUUCCCGCCAAAAGUAUUUUUGCUCCUCUCCGAAACUGCGAACAUCUAAGGCCAAGGUGCAAGUGAUAUAUUGGAGUUCCUGGACUUGCAAUGAAAUUCGGUUUUAUCACAUGUUUCGAAAGACACUCGAAAUUUAAGAGAAAUGUUUCAUUACUAUUACUGAUUUCGGUUUUAAUUUUACUUCUUUAUGUAUCUUAAACCAGCUCUAAGAUAAAUGGUAUUUUGGGAUUCCAGGUGCUAAAGGAAAUUGUACACAAAUUGUACACAAAGCAAGCAGAUUUAAUAUAUCCGUCAUCUCUUUUCAAAACUUGUUUGUCUUGAACAUGAUUUGCUCAUGCAUUUAUUCUUUUUGUAGAUCACUUUAUACCGGAAUCUUCUCAAAAAGAAGGCGUUGGAGUUGAAUCAACAAACUGAGCGUUUGGAGAAUGGUCUACUGAAGUUACAGAGCACUGCCUCUCAAGUAGAUGAUUUGAAAGCAAAGCUAGCCUCACAAGAAGUCGAACUCAAGCAGAAGAACGAAGAUGCAGACAAGCUCAUUGAAAAGGUGGGAGUUGAAACAGAGAAAGUGAGCAAAGAGAAGGCCAUCGCUGAUGAAGAAGAGAAGAAAGUUCAAGUCAUUGCAAAGGAUGUGUCUGAAAAACAGAAAUCGUGUGAAACGGACUUAGCCAAGGCAGAGCCUGCGCUGAAAGCUGCUCAGGAGGCUUUGAACACAUUGAACAAGAACAACUUGACCGAGUUGAAGUCGUUUGGGUCGCCCCCAACGGCUGUUGCUAACGUCACAGCAGCUGUCAUGGCUCUACUCUCUCCACCGAAUAAGAUUCCUAAAGACAAGAGCUGGAAGCAGUGUAAAAUCAUGAUGGCUAAGGUAUAAAUUUGAUAGUUGGUCUAAUUCAACUCAGAACUGAAUGAACCGGAUAGCAUUCUUACAGUCUCGCGGAAUGAAGAUUGAAGGCUGAAAAAACACACUGUUGCGUGUCAUAGUCAAUAUUGUUGAAUGUUUAGGGUGAAGAGGAAUUGAAACAAAGAGGUGUUUUAAAACCAGAUUUUGAUGUGAAUAAUUAUGGAAUAACGUUGUGGUAUCAAGCAGACCGUCACCACACCAACCUGAUCCCGCAGAGGUGUUUCAUAUGUAACCUUUCUCAGCAAACUCAGUAUUAUCUUAUCCAUGCCGAAAAAUACGACGAUAAUACUUAAAGGUAUCAGUUAACAGGCGUUAACAUAUGAAAGCAAACUUCCUCAACUAAGCUUUACAAGAUAAAGUCUCAAUGGAAAACUAACUUUGAACUAACUUAUUACUUGCCUUUCAUUUUGAAUCAAAGGUCGAUCAGUUUUUGGAUUCCCUGAUAAAUUACGACAAAGAGAACAUUCAUGAAAACAACUUAAAGGCCGUACAGCCAUAUCUUGACGAUCCAGAGUUUGAACCUGACUUCAUCCGUAGCAAGUCCAUCGCUGCUGCUGGUAUCUGUGCUUGGGCACUUAACAUCAUCAAGUUCUAUCACGUGUUUUGUGACGUAGAACCUAAGAGACAGGCCUUAGCCGCUGCAAAUGCAGAACUUGCUGCUGCAGAGGAGAAACUGGCUAAGAUCAAAGCUAAGAUCCAUGAAUUGGAUGAAAACUUGGCUGAGCUGACGGCUUCAUUUGAGCAGGUAAGCGCACAUCAAUGUUCAGACUGCACGCCAAAAGUACCAAGGGGCAUUUCUUAUUCCCUUCAAAAGUAUCGUAGGGGUCAAGUUUGGUGUUUUUUAGUUAUCGCCUGACGUUGCAGAAAAUUCCGUCGUGUGCACGUUAUUGAUAUAUAGCUUUCCUCCAGGUAAAAACCGAAGACAUGAACAUUACAAGUUGACUGUUUUUUUCAUCAAUUUUGCUACUUGUUAAUUUGCUUUUUAAACUUUUUUUGACCGACAAAUUGUAAUGUUUCAGCACCCUUCAGUGACGUUUAAAAAUAAGGAUUCACUUAUUUGCUGCCGACUAGACAGCAUGAGCAUGAGAAUUAUUUUUUUCUUUUUUCGAGGAGAGGUCUUUUCAAAUGUAGCCUAGAAGUCUAAAACUUAUACUCAUCCUAAUUGGUGCUAUUUUAGGCCACUGCCGAGAAACUAAAGUGCCAGCAAGAAGCUGAACAGACGGCAAUGACAAUCGAACUGGCUAAUCGAUUAGUCGGCGGCCUGGCUUCGGAGAAUGUCCGUUGGGCCGAAUCAGUGGCGAACUUCAAAGAGCAGGAGAAGACCUUACCUGGUGAUGUGCUGCUUACUACAGCAUUCGUUUCAUACGUCGGCUGCUUCACACGGAAAUACCGAGACAACCUCAUGCACGAGAAGUGGCUACCAUUUCUCAAAGGACAGUCGGUACGUUAAGCCUAACACAACCAAAAUUAAUUACAAUUUUCGUAAAAUAUUGAUCAGGGUAUUAACAGGUGUUUUCUUAAUUCUUCAGGUUCCAAUUAAGAUCACUGAAAACCUCGAUCCUCUUACCUUGUUGACUGACAACGCAACCAUCGCUCAGUGGAAUAACGAGAAUCUACCAAGCGACCGCAUGAGUACUGAGAACGCCACCAUCCUGACAAACUGCGAAAGAUGGCCGCUAAUGAUUGAUCCACAGCUACAAGGAGUGAAGUGGAUCAAAACGAGAGAAGGGGAGGAACUCAGAGUGGUCAGACUGGGACAGAAGGGGUACUUAUUAACCAUUCUUUUGUUUGCCUUUCCUUGUUUCUUUUCUUUUCUUUUCUUUUUUUUCGGUUUUCUUUUUUUUCUCGGAACAGCUGGCCGUGGACAAAUAUUCUAGCAAAUUCUUUCGCUGAAUGAAGGUCACUUUUUCCAGCACUUGAGGCGUUUUUAAAUCUACAGUUAUGACGAGGCCAUUUCCAAUCAAACAGUAGCGCAAAAUAUACGACACUAAUAUUGGAGGUUUCCUUCACAGGUAUCUGGAUUCCAUCGAGCGCGCUGUGUCCAACGGUGACUGUGUACUGAUUGAAAAUAUGGGUGAGAACAUGGACCCAGUGUUGGAUGCACUUGUUGGACGAAACACCAUCAAGAAAGGAAGGUGUGUUUUAUAACAGAGUAUGUUAGUUUGCAGGAGCCUUGAGUGUCAUACUGAAAGAUUUAGAAUUGAAUGCUGAUAGUGAGGGUUGGCUUUACUUCACUCAGUGAUUUGUCUAAAAAACUAGCGCGAACUUGUUGCAGUUAUGAAUAAACAAUUUUGAGUUAAAUGACUGUUUAAUUUUUAGAUACAUCAAGAUGGGUGACAAGGAAGUCGAAUAUCAUCCAGAUUUCCGUCUCAUCCUUCACACUAAACUAGCCAAUCCUCAUUACAAACCCGAGAUGCAGGCCCAGACCACUCUGAUUAACUUCACAGUCACACGUGAAGGCCUGGAGGACCAGCUGCUAGCCGAUGUUGUUCGCAAGGAGAGGCCUGAUCUCGAGGAAACGAAGGUAACAGAAAUUGCUGAACAGAAUAUCGGUAACCUAGCGGACCUUUUAGUAUGGAACUUCUCCUAAUUUAAACUUUCUAGCAGCUGGAAAGUUUUAAAAGUUCAGGAAAAUGAGAGACGUUUGUGAUAUGUCCGGUCAAGAACGAUCUUCUUAGUGAAGAAACUGAUUAAGGAGGAUGGGAUUUGAAUUUAAACGAGAAUAGAAUCCUGCUUUUCAACCUUCCAAUUUGUUUGUGUAUUUCUUUACACAUAGGCCAACCUGACUCAACAAAUGAACCAAUUUACCAUAAAAAUCAAAGAACUGGAAGACUCCCUCCUGGCUCGUCUGUCUGCUGCUGGAGGAAACUUCCUUGGAGAUUACGCUCUGGUGGAGAACCUUGAGACAACCAAACGAACAGCAGCAGAAAUCGAAGUCAAAGUAGCAGAAGGAAAAAACACUGAGAUAAAAAUCAACGAAGCCCGUGAACAGUACAGACCAGCAGCUGCUCGAUCAUCACUUUUGUACUUCAUAUUGAAUGACCUGAAUAAGAUCAAUCCGAUCUACCAGUUUUCUCUUAAGGUCAGUUGCAAAACAAUUUGUUUUGAGAAGAAUUUUCGUCCGAUUCAUGUCGCAGUUUAAGCGGCGAAUCUACUCAUGUAAAGUAUAAAUCACCUUUUUACGGAUAACCCGAGGCAAGCUAGGGCGCGAUGUUAUCUGAAGAGUGGAAUUUAAACAUUUACAUGCUUUUUCCAACUUACCAUUCCAUAACAAAACUGCUCUUGCGUUUCAAUCACUUGUUAGGCAUUCAAUGUGGUGUUUCAAAAGGCCAUUGAUAAAGCUGAACCUGCAGAAGAAGUAAAAAUCAGAGUGAACAACUUGAUCGAUUGCAUCACAUUCUCCGUGUUCAUCUACACCACUCGGGGAUUGUUUGAAAAAGACAAACUGAUCUUCACAUCUCAAGUGGCAUUCCAGGUAUGAAAUUCAAAAGUAUGUACAAUUAGUGGUUCUGGCGUAAAACUGGAAAUUUUUUCCAACAAAGUUAUGCGUGUAAUUUUUUCCUAUCAAGCACUGCCCUCUAAUCUGUCUUCUGCAUUUUCCUUACACAGAUUCUACUGAUGAAAAAAGAGAUCGUUCCACAUGAGCUAGAAUUCCUUCUUCGGUUCCCAGCGGUUAUGAAUGUUACGAGUCCAGUUGAUUUCCUCAACAAUCUGUGUUGGGGAGGAAUUAAGGUAAGUUAAAAACUAGAUUUAGUUGCUUUGUCGCGGGAAAACCACAAAGACUGACGGACGAACAAACUUCUUCCACUUGGAAUCAGUAGGAGGUGGCUUAAUAUCUUUAGGGAACGUAAAUGCAAAUACCGUAGAACUCUCUCCAUACUUUUAGCUAGGAGAUUUUAAAGAUAUCUCCUCGUCUUUCUCCGCAGGCUCUGGGUAACAUGGAAGAAUUCCGUAACCUGGAUCGCGACAUUGAAGGCUCGGCUAAGAGAUGGAAGAAGUUUGUGGAGAGUGAAUGUCCGGAAAAGGAAAAAUUCCCUCAAGAAUGGAAAAACAAGACUUCCUUACAGAAGCUUUGCAUGAUGAGAGCUCUUAGGCCGGACAGAAUGACAUAUGCUGUCAGGUAAUUUAUAAAAAAAGUAAUUUUGUGCGACAUGAAGAGUUUCCAUAUGGCCGGUUUAACAUAUGAAUAGUGAUUUUGUUAGCAUGGUUGUUAUUUGGAGGUGUUUGGCCAGACUUAGAAGCCAGACAUAAAAGAAUACCGACUGAAUAACCUAACGGAAUGCAAUAUAGAUAUUGGCUAAUAUGGUUCAACAGUUUUGACCAAUAAUGGAAUUCCCUUCAUGAUUGAACCGAUCUUGUUAGUCUUUUCUGAAUUGUAGUAAUUAGACUAAGUUACUUGUACGGUAUUUUUAUUUUAUUCUAAAUUAUGCGACUAUUAAGCUCACAUUUGUGCUAUUCCUUUCUACAGCGGCUUCGUGGAAGAAAAGAUGGGUGCGAAAUAUGUGGAGAAUCGUCAAGUGGAGUUCGCCAAGUCUUACGAAGAGAGCGGACCUGGGACCCCGAUCUUCUUCAUCUUAUCUCCUGGUGUCGAUCCUCUGAAGGAUGUGGAGGCACUGGGCAAGAAACUCGGCUUCACGUUUGACAACAAAAACUUCCAUAACGUGUCACUUGGGCAGGUGAGGCUAAUCAUCAUUAUAAGGCUACCCUUAUAAUGAUGCUAUCAUGCUAAUCAAUUUUAUUCGAAUUUAAAGGGUCAAGAAAUCGUCGCAGAGCAGAGUUUGGACUUAGCCGCUAAGGAAGGUCAUUGGGUUAUCCUUCAGGUAAUUCUUCUACGCUGAACUCUUUCGUGUCUAUCAGUUUACCACCAUUAUUUUUUACUUCUCCUUUAAGCUGCCUAGUUAGGUCAUCCAAGUGUUUUUAGCACCUAAUUCCGUGAUCAUCAGAAGCUAAACCAUGAGGUUAUAACACUGGUAUGAGAUUUUCCAGUUCUGUUGUGGAUUAACAAAUUUCUCUGUUUGGGUUCUUGUUUGUAGAAUAUACAUCUUGUAAAGAAAUGGCUGCCAACUCUGGAGAAGAAGCUCGAAGCAUACAGUGAGGGAAGUCAUGAGAACUAUCGAGUGUACAUCUCGGCUGAGCCAGCUGGUUCGCCUGAUUCUCACAUCAUACCGCAAGGAAUUCUGGAAUCCUCCAUCAAAAUAACCAAUGAACCACCCACUGGAAUGAUGGCCAAUUUACAUCAGGCUUUAGACAACUUCAACCAGGUAAGCACAAGGUCUAAUAGGAGCUGUUAUUAAGGCAAUGAAUCUUUUUUAAACUACUAAGAUAUUUUCCUUAAUUCACAGUUUUUUUUAUAUUCGCCUAAAAGUAAAGAUGAAAACAAUUUCGGCCAAUACUUAUGUUUCUCUUCUGUUGGAGGCGUGGUAGUCUUACGUGGAGCGCGCCAGACACCAACGGGUGAAGAGGUUCGAAUUUGAAACCUGAUCUGGCUAUUUGUGCGAUGAGUGUUGUCAGCUUUUCAUAUUUUUCUUGUACACUCGUGAGUAAAACAUGACCAGCAGCGGAUUGUGUUAAAAAGCUAAUUACAGAUGCUGGUAGUCUACCCCAAUGGAUUUGCUUCUCCUCCAGAGGAGUAGUAAUACCCUUUAGUGCUUCACGUACUGACCGUCGAGGGCCAUCAGCUUAGUGAGAGUUCCUUUAAAAACAAACUCUGAUGUUAAAUCAUUGUUUUCUUUAUUCUUUCUUUUCCAUUAUCAGGACACACUGGAGAUGUGCGCCCGUGAGAAUGAAUUCAAGAGUAUUCUAUUCGCACUAUGUUAUUUCCAUGCAUGUGUGGCAGAGCGCCGUAAGUUUGGCCCACAAGGAUGGAACAGAUCAUAUCCCUUCAACACUGGAGACUUAACAAUCAGUGUAAAUGUACUGUACAAUUACCUCGAGGCUAAUGCUAAGGUAACUGAAACACUGAGUCAUAUUUACACACAUGUGCUACUCGAAAUUACCGAGUCGCAUCUAAGAAUUCUAAUCGCAGUUUUGGUUGUGGAAUGAUUGUCGCUCAGGCUGGCAGGUUGUUAUAACUAGUGUGAUUUGUCAUUUCUAUACCGAUAUUUCGUAGACAAUUUCUUUUUAUCUGAGCUGUCUACAAAUGUGCCUUGAUGUGUUGAUCAACGGGACAUUGAUGAAAAUGAUUUGAUAAUUUCCCACCGUUGUUCGCUAGCACUUCUUGAUUACACUGUUUUGGGAUUGGUAUACCAUCUUUUAACGAAAAGCCACGUUAAAUGUGACGGAACAAUAGAAUUGCAAAGGAGAUAAACUCCACCAGUUUAGUUUGAGCGGUACACUCGGUAUUGAUUACAGCUUACCACUUUUCUUUGUACCUUCCCUGUGACUUUCAGGUACCUUGGACCGAUCUACGUUAUCUAUUUGGUGAAAUUAUGUACGGGGGUCACAUCACAGAUGACUGGGACAGGAGACUCUGUAGAACUUACUUGGAGGAGUACAUGAAACCAGAUAUGGUGAGAUACAACUACCAGUAAAUAUCUCAGAUUUGUAACUAGCCUUAGCCUAAGUCAGCAUCUAACAUUGAAACAUUUUCCCAAAAGUUGAUAUUCAGACGUCCAUAGUCGACUAUGUAACUCUCUUCAAUCUGCAGAUAAAACAAAUUUCUUUACUUCGUUUGUUUUAUCCAUUUUGAGGCAUGAUGGUUGAAACUGAGAAUUGUCAUUUCGAUUUUCUCCCUCAAGGUUUUGAUUUUGUUAAGAAGAAAGAUAAUACUUUAUAAUUUAGAAAUGCAUAUCCAGUGGAUAUGUUUCUACCGGCCUUCCCCAGAAAACUUUGUAGGAGAAAGAGAGAUACAGCUCUUAAUUAGAUGCUAAUAAAACGCAUGUUUGCUUUCCGCAGCUUGAGGGUGAGAUGAACCUUGCUCCGGGAUUUCCCAUCCCUCCUAACUCAGACUACAAGACGUACCAUACCUACAUUGACGAGGUGUUACCUCCAGAGAGCCCCUACCUUUACGGUUUGCACCCUAAUGCUGAGAUUGGUUUCUUGACUCAAACUUCAGACAACUUGUUCCGUACUGUUUUGGAGAUGCAGCCCAGAGAUGCCGGUGCGGGAGGAGGUGGAGGACAGACUCGGGAAGAAAAGGUAAUUAGAAUAUAAGUUCCCUUUAUGGUAUCCUCUGCUUUUCUCGUGUUUUCCUUAAGGAGAAUUGGACUUUUCGACUCAUUAAACGAGGAAACUUACGAUCAGAGUAAUGUAUGUAUUGUUUCAAGGAAACAUUACAUUUAUUCCAAUAAGCUUCUAAGUACUGCUUAGUUGCAAAGCGAUAUUUUCCUGAGGGUGAGUGUUGACUUUAAGAAGAAGGAGUGUGCCUUUUGGGUGUAAAUUGACAACUGGUUGUACCUGGUUUUGUUACAGGUUAAACAAGUUUUGGAUGAAGUCUUGGAGAAGUUGCCAGACGAGUUUAACGUGCAGGAAAUGAUGGCUCGUGUAGAGGAUCGCACGCCUUACACUGUAGUUGCCUUCCAAGAAUGUGAGCGGAUGAAUAUCUUGACAAGCGAGAUCAAACGUUCGCUCAAAGAACUAGAUUUGGGUCUCAAAGUAAGUUCUACUGCAUGACUUGCUGUGUUAAAUAAUGAAAUGUUGUUUUGACCUGAUCAGUUUGCGCCUUGUAUUUUUGUUGUCAUUUACCAUGUAUGUCCCUUAUUAAUUCUAAUGUUAGAGAAAACCGAUAUAAAAGUCGAAGAGUUCACUUGAAGGUUGAUUUUGAUGAGAAUACUUCUGCAGAAUUCUAACUGAAACAUUCGUGCCGAAAACUCGUAGCUUACUGCCUUGAAUCGCACUCGCCUAGAACGAGUCUCAAAUUCUACCCACAUGCCUCUAGCACAACUCUCGUUUCCCACCCGACUCUCGUGCGAGUUAAACGCAAUAUUUCGCGCUUCCAACGUGGUUUACGUAACCAAAUUGUACCAUGAUCUUCCCGUUGUUUGCCUUCCUCACUUUUCAAUUCGCACCCAUCAUUAGCCGAGUGUUGUUUAAUCAAAAUUAAUCAUUAUCAUGGGGUUUCCUACAUAUAGUGUAAUAUCUCUCUGUACCUUGUAGGGUGAGCUGACCAUCACCGCUGACAUGGAAGAACUUGGCAAUGCUCUGUUUCUGGACGACGUUCCUGAGUCCUGGACGCGCCGUGCUUAUCCAUCCAUGUCAGGCCUAGCUGCUUGGUUUGUGGACCUGCUGUUGCGAAUUAAAGAGCUAGAAAGCUGGACAUCUGACUUCUGUCUCCCAAAUGUUGUUUGGUUGUCCGGUUUCUUCAAUCCUCAGUCUUUCCUGACGGCCAUCGAGCAGUCCAUGGCGCGAAAGAACGAGUGGCCAUUGGACAAGAUGGCACUCCAGGUAAAAUUAUGCACCGGGUUAAAAUAUUUAAAAUCUUUGACUGAGUUUUUCUCUUACCAACCAUGCCCGAAUAUUCUAUAUUUUCACUUGUAUUAACGUUGAAUUUCAUACAUUGCAUGUUGUGCCUUGGAUUUGUUUGGCCUCACUGUUAUGCAGUCUUCAGUGUGAUAAAAGACAUAAGCUUAAGGCCGUGGAAUUAGGGGACUCUCCAUCGCCACUGCCAUGGAAAACUCUUUGUCCUCUUCGUUUGUCAUUCCUACUGUGGCGCUGAAUGCCGAAAUAAAAAGUGCGCUUUGUAAAGUCGUGUCUUAAAGGGCUUUCAAAGCAUUGAUGGCGUGAAAGACACUACUCUUUCUUGAAAAUUACUUUUCUCAAGUAACUGGAAAAAAGAACAUUAUAGAUCAAACCUAUGCUUUUCUAAAACUGAGGUGUAUCUUAAUUUAUAAAGUAGUGACAUCAAUAAACGUGCUAAACAAGAAACAGUAUACUCAAGGCCCCGAGAUGUGCAAUUUUUUCUUAAAUAUUUUGUUAAUCUGUAUUGUCGUUAAUCUGUAUUGUCGUUAAUCUUCCACGCUAGAUUUAAGAUGUCACUAUUUACUAAUGAUGCUAAUUUAUUUCAUUAGGUGGAUGUCACCAAGAAAAACAAGGAAGAUUUCAACAGUCCACCCAGAGAAGGGGCUUAUGUACACGGUCUGUUUAUGGAAGGCGCUCGAUGGGACACGCAAACUGGUAUGAUAGCAGAAUCAAGACUGAAAGAGCUAACGCCUGGUAUGCCUGUGAUGUUUAUCCGGGCCAUUCCAGUCGAUAAACAAGAAACUAAGAACGUGUAUGAGUGUCCUGUGUACAAGACCCGACAACGAGGCCCGACGUACGUGUGGAACUUUUUCUUGAAGACUAAGGAGUCUCCUGCUAAAUGGACACUAGCAGGGGUUGCUUUGUUGCUAAGCGCGUGAACAAGUGUGUUUAAUUCAAAGUACUUGAUGAUUUUAACUUUUGGUCUGUGUUUUUUUUCUGCUCACAUGAAAAGAUUUGUUUGUACCUGAUACUAAGUUGGAUGUUAUGUGGAAGGCGUACUAACGAUAC